Molecule: messenger RNA, 963 nt
Organism: Pyricularia pennisetigena
Lineage: Eukaryota; Fungi; Ascomycota; Sordariomycetes; Magnaporthales; Pyriculariaceae
Exons: 2
Coding region: 1-963 (320 amino acids)
Molecular function (GO): 4-hydroxy-tetrahydrodipicolinate synthase activity
Source: RefSeq, a predicted model, not a curated record
AUGGCUUCAAGUACCGGGAAACCAUUCCCUCACGGGAUCCACGUUCCCAGUUUGACGUGGUUCCAGGACACUCCGGCACAGGAAAUCGACUGGGCGGUACAAAAAAAGCACUUUGAGUUCCUGGUCCGCUCCGGGCUGCACGGAAUCGUCAUCGCCGGCACCAACGGCGAAGCAGUAACGCUCUCGGCCCAGGAAAAGCGCCAACUGGUCCAGACCGCCAGGGAGACGGCCGCAGCCCUCGGCCGGCCCGAGCUGCCCAUCACGCUCGGCUGCGGCGGCCAGACCACGCAGCAGGUGAUGGCCGAGACGCAGCUGGCGGCCGAGGCGGGCGCCGACUACGCCCUGGUCCUGGUGCCCAGCUACUUCCACUUCGCCAUGACCGAGGCGGCCAUCCUGACCUUCUUCCGGGACCUGGCCGACGCCAGCCCCGUGCCCGUCAUCAUCUACAACUUCCCCGGCGUCGUGGCCGGCCUCGACGUCAACUCGGAGAUGCUGGCCGCGCUGGGCCAGCACCCCAACAUCAUCGGCGUCAAGCUGACGUGCGGCGGCAUCGCAAAGGUCGCCCGCGUGUCGGCCCAGUUCACCCCGGACCAGUUCUUCACCCUCGCCGGCCAGAGCGACUGGCUGGUCCCGGCCAUGGCCGUCGGCAGCGUCGGCAGCAUCACGGGCGUCGCGAACCUGUACCCGAGGUGCUGCGUUCGCAUCUUUGACCUGUUCAGGGACGGCAGGACAAAGGAGGCCGAGCUGGCCCAGCUGGAGCUCGCCAAGAUGGAGUGGGGCUUCGGCAAGGGCGGCAUCAACGGGACCAAGUUCAUCGUGGCAAAGCUCAGGGGCUACCCGCUCGAGAGCAGCCACUGCCGCAGGCCUUAUCCGCGGUACGAGAGCGAGGAGAAGAAGGCGUGGAUCGAGGAGGUGGUCAAGCCGCUGGAGGCGCUGGAGAAGGGGAUUAACGAGCAUUAUUAG